Messenger RNA from Arachis ipaensis, 1698 nucleotides. RefSeq names its product TIFY domain protein 8 (gene TIFY8). Gene Ontology annotation, biological process: regulation of jasmonic acid mediated signaling pathway; regulation of defense response; response to wounding. Gene Ontology annotation, cellular component: nucleus. The record is from RefSeq and is a predicted model, not a curated record. NCBI's taxonomy places the organism in Eukaryota, Viridiplantae, Streptophyta, Magnoliopsida, Fabales, Fabaceae.
CUCUCUCUCUCUCUCUCUCUCUCUCUUUUAACCUGUUUGUCUUUGUUCUCCUUGUUCUCUCUCUUUCUCUGAAUGAUGAUGAUGGUGAUGAGAAAAUGGAGUUGAUGAGAGAGAAAUGGCACAGCCACAGCCACAGCCACAGCAACACCACCAUCAUCACAACAACAACAAUGGCGGUGGUAGCAGCACCCAAAAACAACAACACCAUGUUCUCCAUGACUUUCUCGGCAUGAAGCCCAACAACGAUAUACGCCUCUCUACUGACCUCUCACCUUCCUCUUCCUCCGCCGCUGCACGCGGCCCCUUCUCCUCCUCCGCCGCCUCCGACAUCGCUUCCGAAAAACAGGUAGGGAAUCAUCUUGAAGGGGUUCCAUACUAUGGUCCACGAAGUGAUUUUUCUGGCACCGAGAUAAGCAACAGAUUAGUGGGAAACAAGAGAAGCAAUUCUGAUUCUACUUUUAUGGGUUCCUCCAGAGAUGCCUUCCAAAUGGUCCCUGAUUCCUUUCAAAACUCUCAUUUGAUGAAGGUCCUUCGUAGUGCUGCCGGAGGAGAGAAGCUUAGAAGGCCAAAUGAUGACGAAGUGUUGCUCGGUAUGCAGUCGCUGAAGCCAAUGUCUGCUUCUCUAUUUCAGCCUCCUACAAAUUCCAAGCUUGAUGCCAAUAAAUGGGAACGAUCUUUACUCAUGAAUGUUGGCCCUUCCAUGCAGCAUCCCCCGCGUGGAGGUCAACUGACGCCGUUUGUACACCAAAUAGCCUCAAACAAAAUGAGGGAUGCCAAUGCCGGUCCUUCAUUUAUUUCUCAGUCAGCUGCUGAUGAAGGAUCUAGAACAGGAAUUAAGGGCCCUGGCAUUUUAAGUUCCAUAAACCCAACUGCUUUGGGCAUUGAGAAAUCAUCAUCUGCAGGGUUUCUUGGUGGAAGCAGGACAAAGACUGUAAGUAAUGUAGUGGACCCCGAAUCAUCGGCACUUCCAAGUCAACAUGGCCAAAAAUCUUCCAGCCGCCAGAUGACUAUAUUUUAUGGGGGUCAGGCUCAUGUUUUCGAUGAUGUCCACCCUCACAAGGCAGAUGUUAUAAUGUCUUUAGCCGGGUCAAAUGGCGGAUCAUGGUCAACAGCAUUCUCACCAAAAUCUUCUGUAAAGCUGGCAAAUGAUAGUAACUUGCACAGCGGAGAGAACGACACGGGUAUCCCACAUGAUCUUCACGGGAGGUUGCCCAUUACUGGAAGUUCUAGCCAUGCCAUUGUGCCUGGUGAUCGAAUAUCUACUCCGGCAGUUGUAGUGGCAAACCAGGGAAGCAUUGUAUCUAAACAUACAAGAAAUCCUGUUCAAGCAUCUGAACCCAGAUCUGAAGACAAAAAAAGAGCACAAUGAUACCGAGUUUUGAGUCUGAAAGGUUUGUUUAUGUUCUAUUAAUUAAUUGGAAGGCUUAAGAAAGAGCUUUCUCUUAUUCUGAUAACUAUUGAGUAUCAUCCUCUUAGUGUAUCAAAUUUUCUUCUAAUCUUAUAACUUAUUAACCUUUUUUUUUCCCUUUUUUUCUAACAUUAAGAGGAUCUUGUACUGCGGUUUCCAUUUUGGUACAAAAAAUUUUUAGAUAACGAAGACUUGUUCUUGUCUAAGGUUGCCUCAUCGCCUCUAUGUUCAACUAGUGCUUACAUAUGUAGUUUAAUUUAGUAUCAAUUGAUCUGAAUAAAGUUACUUGA